Penicillium alfredii is the source of this 327-nucleotide messenger RNA. RefSeq lists its product as uncharacterized. Bases 1 to 327 code for a protein of 108 amino acids. The record is from RefSeq and is a predicted model, not a curated record. The transcript has 2 exons. Lineage: Eukaryota; Fungi; Ascomycota; Eurotiomycetes; Eurotiales; Aspergillaceae.
AUGUCCCAUAUCAUCCGCCGAUUUAUUUCCUACGUUGGGAAGGUCAAAUUGAGCGACUUCACGGUCGCAGAUCACAUGACCCUUGUUGACAAGUAUUGCAAUGAUCAGGAAACACGGGAUCCUCGUAUCAAACAAGCCUCGAUCCAGGGAACGGAGUUACACCCAUCGCACAAGGACCCAACCGACCCAAAGAAGGUCAUUUCUAUCCAGUUUCUGGACGCUGAUGGAAAGAGGGUAGGAACGGGACAUCUCCAUGAUGAUGGAACCUCGAAGUUUCGCUACAAACAGAAGCCUCCCUCUGAAUCGCCCUCUGGUGGAUUUGAGUAG